AUGGAGUUCCAUCUCGAACAUCCUCUCUCACACUCUUCUCUACACAACGACGACGCAGACGAUAAUACUUUACCACUUCCUCUCUUCCUCGUCGAAUUCCAACACAUGCCUUCUUCUCACUACUUCCUUACCCUCAAGUCCUCUGCUUCUCUUCUCUCUAAUCGAAACUUCGCCAUUUCUUCAAUCACUCAGUAUUCCAGAAAAUUCGACGACCCAUCUCUGACGUAUCUCGCGGUGAAUUAUCUAGACAGGUUCUUAUCCAGCGAAGAUAUGCCGCAGCAGCAAUCAAAGCACUGGGUUCUCAAGCUUAUCUCUCUUUCUUGUGUCUCUUUGUCUGCUAAAAUGAGAAAGCCUGAGACAUCUGUCUGUGAUCUUCAGGUGGAAGGGGAGAUGUUUGAUGCACAGACGAUAGAGAGAAUGGAGAAUGUGGUUUUAGGAGCUCUCAAAUGGCGAAUGCGCUCUGUUACUCCUUUCUCGUUCUUCUCCUUUUUCAUCAGUCUCUUUGACCUCAAAGAAGAAGAUCCUUCACUACUAAAACACUCCCUCAGAUCCCAAGCUACUGAUCUUACUUUCAACCUUCAACAUGAUAUCAAAUUCCUCGAGUAUAAACCAUCGGUGAUUGCAGGAGCUGCACUUCUCUUUAAUUCAUCUGAGCUCUGUCCUCUACAGUUUCAAUGUUUCAGUAAUAGAAUCUGCCAAUGCACAUAUGUAAAUAAGGAGGAGUUAAUGGAGUGUUACAAAGCGAUACAAGAGAGAGAUGCUAUUGGAGUUGAAGAAAACGAAGGAAGCAGUGAAACAGCAGUAAAUGUGCUUGACCACCAAUUCUCGAGCUGUGGAGAAAGCGAAAAGAGCAUCACAAUCACAGCUGCUUCUUCACCUAAGAGGAGGAAAACAAGUACUCGUCGCUGUUAA
Molecule: messenger RNA, 912 nt
Organism: Microthlaspi erraticum
Lineage: Eukaryota; Viridiplantae; Streptophyta; Magnoliopsida; Brassicales; Brassicaceae
Source: the annotation of a GenBank genome assembly